CCUACACGAAUGUGUCGUAGUAUAUUUAGUUCAGGCCACGCUGGCAAGGGUUGAACGCCGCGGGGCAUGACGACCUGCCAAACGUGUUUUAAUUAGAGGUGAAUUCCGUUGUGCGCGGGACUACUUGAGAGAGCGGCGUUCCUUACGUAAACGCUGUCUAUCGGCAAGAUGAACGAUUUUAGUUAUGGAAAACGGAGAGCAAAUAACGAUCGAUAUAGUAACGAUCGAGAUAGACGAAUGGAAAUGGAGAAUCGGAGUAGGAAUCCAGAUUCUGACACAGGAUCUGGGACUCUUCAACGAUUGGAUAGCAUUCAGGAUCCGGGAAAAAGAUACGCACUGAAGGAUCGUAUCGGUGACGGCAUAUGCGGCGAUGUGUACGAAGGAAUUGAUCAACAAGCCGGAAAUAAAAAGGUCGCCAUUAAGAUUCAAAAGCUCAAGCCGGAAACGCAGUCUCUGAUUGUGGAGGAGUAUCGUAUUCUUCGUGAUUUCUCAGGUCAUCCAAAUCUUCCCGAUUUUUACGGAAUAUAUCGCAGACGAUCCGCGAAGAAAACCGAGUACGACGAGAUAUGGUUCAUCAUGGAGUUUUGCGAGGGAGGAACGGUUUCGGAUCUCGUUCGCGGAAUGACCAUAAGUGACAAAAGAAUGCGAGAGGAGCAUAUUGCCUUCAUCUUGAAGGAAGUGAUCAAGGCUUUAAUCCACUUGCACGAGCACAAUAUAAUCCACAGAGACAUCCGUGCCAAUAACAUCGUGCUAACGAAGGAAGGCGAAGUGAAAUUGAUCGAUUUUGGACUCUCGAGAACACUGAAGAACGAACUCGAGAAACGGCAUACUUGCAUAGGCUCGCCGUCCUGGAUGGCGCCGGAAAUCAUCAAAGGUGACAAUGGAGCUGAUAGCGGAUACGAUAACAAGGUCGAUGUAUGGGCGAUCGGCAUCACGGCGAUAGAGCUCGCCGAUGGCAAAGCACCUUUCGAGGACAUGCAUCCGACGCGCGCUCUCUUCCAGAUAGUCCGGAAUCCACCGCCAACCGUUUACCGACCCGCCAACUGGUCGGAGAAUCUCAACGACUUCAUCUCGGAAUGCCUCGAAAAGAAUCCCGAGAACAGACCAUACAUAGUGGAGAUCAUCGAACAUCCCUUCCUGUCACAGCUACCUGAAAACGAUUACACGCUGACGCAAGAAAUGAAAUCAUUGAUGAUGGAUGUCUCCGAGAAGGGCAAAGAACAAAGAAAAGCGGAAUCGUUAAUUCGUAACGGUUUUCUGAAGACUCAUAAGGAUGAACCAGCGGAACAGAUGCUCACGGAGGAUUUGGCUGCGCUGGAGAUCCUAAGUGAGGACGUGAUCCUGAAUGAACUUCGCGAAAGAUUAGAGCGGGGUGAAUAUCACACAUUUGUCGGCGACGUUCUACUGAUACUCAAUCCGAACGAGAAUCGCGAUAUUUAUGGUGCUUACCAUCAUAUGAAAUAUCAAUGCAAAUCACGAUCGGAUAACGCCCCUCAUAUCUAUUCCGUGGCGGACAGCGCAUUUCAAGACGUCGUGCAUAACGAAGAACCGCAACACAUUUUGCUGGCUGGUGAGAGCAACUCUGGAAAAACGACAAAUAUGCUGCAUUUAGUGAAACAUCUUAUGUUUCUCGGAAAAGGUCUGCAAGACACUGGAAUGAGAGUGCUGCGAGCUAUAAAAAUUAUUCAUGCUUUUACCAACGCGGCGACACCGCUUAAUGCUAAUUCCACUAGAUGCAUAUUGCAAAUACAGACGACUUUCGGCUCAACCGGCAAAGCAUCGGGCGCGAUAUUUUGGCUAUAUCAAUUGGAAAAGUGGCGUGUUUCCACUCGUGACAGAAAUCAAUCAAAUUUCCAUGUCUUUUAUUACUUAUACGACGGUCUCGAUGCAUCGAGAAAAUUAAAGGACUAUUGUCUACCAAGUGGAAGAAGAUUUCGAUAUCUUAGAAUAACCGAUAAAAGUGUUGAAAAGAAACGAGCGUUCAAAGUGAGAAACGAUCCAGAGCACAACGCGGUCAAGUUUGAAGAACUUAGAGAAAAUUUUAAGUUUAUGGAUAUAGAAGAGCACUGUGAGACCAUUUGGAAAGUCCUCGCAGCUAUUCUGAUACUCGGGGAGAUCCGAUUCAUCGAAGGCAAUAAUGGAGAGGCUGAAUUGGACAACAACGAAGCCGCUAACAGAGUAGCUGAACUCCUUGGCUUAGAUCCGAAAAAAUUUAUUUGGGCUCUCGUUAAUUAUUGCUUGAUUGUAAAGGGAUCGGCAGUGCGUAGAAAACACACUUGCGAAGAGGCAAAAGAAGCACGGGAUGUCUUGGCGAAUACUCUUUAUCAGCGUUUAGUAGAUUGGAUAAUCAAUGUCAUCAAUUAUAAGCUCUCAAUGACUCGUAGCCUCUAUGGCGACAAAUAUUCUAUCAGCAUCCUCGAUUACUUUGGAUUUGAAUGUUUCUCAAUAAAUCGACUGGAGCAACUACUAGUAAAUACAAUGAACGAGCAAAUGCAAUAUUAUUAUAAUCAAAGGAUAUUCGUCUGGGAAAUGCAAGAACAAGAUGAAGAAGAUAUACCCACACAAAGAUUACGCUUUUAUGAUAAUAAGGAAGCGGUCAAUCAGCUGAUGAACAAGGAGAAUGGUCUCCUACGUAUUAUCGAUGAUGCUUCGCGACAAUUGCAGGACGCUCAGUACAUUUUCGAGAGAAUCAAAGAGCAUAAACAUGGCAUUUAUGUGAAACCGAUGAGUUCGCACGAAUUCACGGUCGCACACUAUACCGGCAAAUUGAUAUAUGACGCUAGCGAAAUCGCAGCGAAAAAUCGAGACUUCGUGCCGCCGGAAAUGAUCGGCACGAUGAGAUAUUCCUCGAACGAUGAAGUUAAGCAAAUGUUUAUCAACAAGUUGACUAAAUCGGGCAAUUUGACGAUCGUUCAUGAACCUUGUCUCGCAACAAAGAAAACAUCGAAAAAUAAAUGGAGUGCUCUUAUGCAAGAAUCUUCCAAUUUUCGUAAAUACAAUACUGCGUCUAGAGGACAAUAUUCGCAGACUCGCAAAAUGCGGACAUGUAUAUCGACGUUCAGAGCCACGAGUCUCGAAAUUCUAAAAAAUCUUGCGGUAGGCGCGGGAAGUGGCACGCAUUUUGUUAGAUGCAUACGCUCCGACCUCGAGGAUGUUCCUCAAGGUUUUUAUCGGGAAGUUGUCAGACAGCAAAUCAGAGCAUUAGCAAUACUUGACACAGCGAAAGCUAGACAACGCGGUUAUCCAUAUAGAAUACCUUUCCAAGAAUUUCUUCGCAGAUAUAAAUUUCUGGCCUUUGAUUUUAAUGAAACAGUCGAGAUGACGAAGGAUAAUUGCAGAUUACUUCUGGUCAGAUUAAAGAUGGAAGGAUGGAUUAUCGGCAAGACCAAGGUCUUUUUGAAAUACUACAAUGAAGAAUAUCUAUCACGCUUAUACGAGACACAAGUAAGAAAGAUCGUAAAAGUACAAUGUAUGAUGCGUGCCUUUUUAGCGCGCAAGAACAUCGUUUCAAAAAUGAGCAUCAACAAGAAGAUUGAAAAGAAACCAUCAAUCAAGAAAAAAAAUUCGAUCUCGGAAGAUGAAGCGGCAGUGAUGAUACAGAAAGCAUACAGAGGACAUAUAGUGAGAAAGGAAAUGGGGCCCUUACUGAAGGGAAACAUGAGUCAAGAAACGAAGGAUUUUAUUAAAUUCUAUUGCAGCAGAUGGAGAUCGAAGUCCAUGUUUCAAGUCCUUUUAUGGUACCGUGCAGCCCGUUUCCAAGACCUCGUGCAAUUUUCUCAACAGGUUCACCUAUACAAUCAAUCAAUAGUGGCAGCUUUAAAUGAAACAAAUAAACCUGCAUCUCUUGAAAAAAUCGAUCCAAACGCCAAAAUAAAUGCCUACAGUGAAAUAAAACCACCUCAAGUUUACAAACUACCUUUCAAUAUGCAACAAGAACUAUCAUACUUCGAUACAAGCUAUAUGAACGAUCCUUCGAACAUAAAAAUUAAACGUGCAGGAUCAACAUCCACGAUAAGCGACGACGAACAAUCUUGGGAUGCACCAUUACGUAGGCAAACCGUUCCUUGGGCCAACAAUAACGUCAACGUUAGAGAUGUAGAGGUUCAAACGACAAACUCACCACAUCGCAUGCCCCUUCAUCGUUCGUCGCUCGGAGGAGAACAAAGUUUGAUCAACACUCCGUUCACUAGGGAUCCUAAUGUUCCGAUUCAAUGUCCACUGGAGGAUCCAACUCACCAUAAGAGUCGAGGCUUUCAAAUUGCAAAUGAGUGUGACACCAUACAAUCUUCCGAAUCUCACAUUCCUUACUCUAACAAUAUCGAUAAUACUGGAUCAGCACGUUGCAGACAAAAAGUACCACUAUUCAAUCAAGGACAACCUUCAACAAUGCGAAAUUUUAACCAUUAUGAGUCAGAUGUUCGAAACAGAAACAACAUUGAUGGAGAUUCAAGCUGGAAGUUUGAGAAUAGAUUUAAUCGCAAUAUCAAUAGUAAUAUUCGUGUAAAUCCCAUCAAGGAAUUAGAAAUGAUCGGACAAGUUAGAAAAAACAAUGAUGAAAACGAUGACACACCCCCGUUUAAUUUUCAGGCGAUGCUGCGGAAAACUCCUCAUCAGCGUGCUUCGAUGAAACGCAAUCCUGUAUAUGAAAGCAUCACAUCGCCAAGAAUGCCAGAAUUUUAUCGGCGCGGUAAUGAAAACUUAUGCAACUCGAAUGUCACCAACAAGAGUAAUCGAGAUUCACCAGAGUGGAGUCCAAACGAGAUGAUUCUCAUGUCAGAGAACUACGCCAAGCAGGACGCAUGGAAUGAGAAAUGCGCCAAUGACGGCGACAGUGUUAUUACGGAGAUCGCACCAGGCAUUGUCGUCAAAGGCCAUGUGGUUGAACUAUAAGUAUUGAAGAGAAGUCGCAUGAAUAUCAGUUAUGUUGUAUUUAAUCAAACUAUCUUCUUCUUUCUAUAUUUGUUCAUUGCUUUUUUCAUUGCUAGAGUUAAAAACUCUGAAUCAAUAUUCAAUCUCAUUAUGAAAAAACUUAAUAUUAAUAAAAUUAUACCUAGUGCAUUAUAAUAACAUUGUGCAAAUAAUAAACACAGAUAAAUACAGAUGAUGUGGAUGAAAAAAUAUAAAAAUAU
Cataglyphis hispanica is the source of this 5129-nucleotide messenger RNA. RefSeq names its product neither inactivation nor afterpotential protein C (gene ninaC). Gene Ontology annotation, molecular function: protein binding; ATP binding; protein tyrosine kinase activity. Gene Ontology annotation, biological process: protein phosphorylation. Lineage: Eukaryota; Metazoa; Arthropoda; Insecta; Hymenoptera; Formicidae. Bases 169 to 4890 code for a protein of 1573 amino acids. The transcript has 24 exons. Gene Ontology annotation, cellular component: myosin complex. The record is from RefSeq and is a predicted model, not a curated record.